Messenger RNA from Lycium ferocissimum, 408 nucleotides. RefSeq names its product major pollen allergen Cor a 1 isoforms 5, 6, 11 and 16-like. Gene Ontology annotation, cellular component: nucleus; cytoplasm. Gene Ontology annotation, molecular function: protein phosphatase inhibitor activity; signaling receptor activity; abscisic acid binding. Gene Ontology annotation, biological process: defense response; abscisic acid-activated signaling pathway. The transcript is spliced from 2 exons. The record is from RefSeq and is a predicted model, not a curated record. Lineage: Eukaryota; Viridiplantae; Streptophyta; Magnoliopsida; Solanales; Solanaceae. The coding region runs from base 1 to 408 and encodes 135 amino acids.
AUGGCUGAGCUUCGACCAUUGGAUGGAGAUCCUCCACUGCUUUUCUUGUUGCCACUGGUCGAUGGUACUUAUACUGGUAAUGAACUGGCAAUAAAAUUGAAAUAUUUUCAUACUGGUAGCAAUCUUAAGUCUAUAAAGUAUCGGAUUGAUGAGCUUAACGAACAUACUUUUACAUACAAAUACACAUUGAUCGAAGGUGAAGCGUUGAUAGAGAAGCUUGAAAAGAUAACUUAUGAGGUGAAGUUUCAGCAAUCAGCUAGUGGUUCUAUCUCUAAGGUGACCAGCAAAUACUACAUUGAAGGUGAUUUCAAGCUGAAUGAGUCAGAGCAGGCAAGGAAAAGGGGUUGGCUAUGUACAAAGCACUGGAGGCCUGUCUCCUUCCUUCAGAGUCUCAAUGGCUACGCUUAA